This is a messenger RNA of Tripterygium wilfordii, 1381 nucleotides long. RefSeq names its product PTI1-like tyrosine-protein kinase At3g15890. Gene Ontology annotation, biological process: protein phosphorylation. The transcript has 4 exons. NCBI's taxonomy places the organism in Eukaryota, Viridiplantae, Streptophyta, Magnoliopsida, Celastrales, Celastraceae. The coding region runs from base 80 to 1261 and encodes 393 amino acids. The record is from RefSeq and is a predicted model, not a curated record. Gene Ontology annotation, cellular component: plasma membrane. Gene Ontology annotation, molecular function: ATP binding; protein kinase activity.
GUUUAAAUUGAAACAUCAAACUCCAUUGUCCAAGCUCAAAAUCAUCAAUUUUGAGUCAUCCCAUUAGUGCAAAAAAACUAUGGGAUCAGCCAUGAGUUGCUGUUGUUCAGAAAACCCGGAUGAAAGGGUGAACUCAAUUUCUGCACUCGCUGGCAACAAUUCUUGGAGAAUAUUUACAUACAAAGAACUACAAACAGCUACUAAUGGUUUCAGUGAGGAUAACAAGCUUGGUGAAGGUGGGUUUGGGAGUGUCUAUUGGGGGAAAACUAGUGAUGGUCUUCAGAUAGCAGUGAAGAAAUUGAAAGCUAUGAACUCAAAGGCAGAGAUGGAAUUUGCUUUGGAAGUUGAAGUUCUUGGUAGAGUCAGGCACAAGAAUCUUUUGGGGCUUAGAGGGUAUUGUGUUGGGAGUGAUCAGAGGUUGAUUGUGUAUGAUUACAUGCCUAAUCUUAGCUUGCUGUCUCAUCUCCACGGUCAAUUCGCCGGCGAGGUUCGAUUGGAUUGGAAGAAGAGAAUGAAAGUUGCAAUUGGCUCCGCAGAAGGAAUUUUGUACUUGCAUCAUGAGGUGGCACCCCACAUCAUUCAUAGGGACAUAAAGGCAAGCAAUGUGCUUCUGGAUUCAGAUUUUGAGCCACUGGUAGCAGAUUUUGGAUUCGCUAAGUUGAUCCCCGAAGGUGUAAGCCACAUGACUACUCGCGUCAAGGGAACGUUGGGUUACUUAGCGCCGGAAUAUGCUAUGUGGGGGAAGGUUUCUGGGAGUUGCGAUGUUUACAGUUUUGGGAUUCUGCUGUUAGAGAUUCUAACUGGAAGAAAGCCAAUAGACAAGCUACCUGGUGGUGUUAAGAGGACUAUAACCGAAUGGGCGGAGCCCUUGAUCGCAGAAGGCAGAUUCAAGGAACUUGUUGAUCCUAAACUUCGAGGGAAUUUCAAUGAAGAUCAAUUGAAGCAAGGCGUCAAUGUUGCAGCCUUAUGCGUGCAAAGCGAGCCUGAGAAGCGACCGAACAUGAAGGAAGUUGUCAAUAUGCUUAAAGGGUAUGAUCCAAGAGGCAAAGAAAUGAAUUUGAGGAUUAGAAGUGUUAAGUACAAGGAAGAACUUCUGGCGCUUGACCAAGCCACCGACGACGACGAUGACGACGAUUAUGUAGAUGAUUAUACUGGUGUUCCUGAUGAGAGUGAAUACGGUAUUUUCAGCGCGCUUGAGGUGCAAAAAAUGCAGGAUCCUUACAAUCGCUAUGGAGACAAGAAAAUGGUGAAACAUGUGUGACAGCUUUGAUUUGCACUCAUUGAUUGUCAAUAUGGAGUGAUGAGAGAUUUCCUUAAAUUAUUUGUUUCUUCUAUACAAUUAUUAUACCUGCUUUUGAUAUAAUCAAGUAAUGGAUUUCAU